Messenger RNA from Fusarium sp. VM40, 468 nucleotides. The record is from the annotation of a GenBank genome assembly. NCBI's taxonomy places the organism in Eukaryota, Fungi, Ascomycota, Sordariomycetes, Hypocreales, Nectriaceae.
AUGCCAUCUGUGCCUUCGCGAGGCGGUCCGUCGACUGCGCGGCCUGGACCGACCUACACCGGCGGAAAAGUUUCUCCUUUUCAGAGAAGAGGUAUUGUCCGCCCAGGUGGUGGAAAGACUGUCCUCGGUGGAAAGCGCCACAGAAAAAUUCUGAGAGAUAACAUUCAGGGCAUCACUGCUAACCAGAUCGUCACAGCCAAGCCCGCUAUCCGACGCCUGGCGCGCCGUGGAGGCGUGAAGCGAAUCUCUGCUGGCAUCUACGCGGAUGUUCGUGCAGCGCUGAAAGCCCGGCUCGAAACAAUUCUGUUGAACUGCGUGAUCUACGUGGAGCAUCGUCAAGCAAAGACUGUUACCGUCAGAGAUGUAAUCCACAGCCUCGGUCGACUGGGGCGUCCCCUCUGGGGUUUUGACCCUGACACUUAUGACCCUUCCAAGAAGACUCGCGCCGACCAGCAAAUCACUGCGUAA